UGCUGUUUCUCUUGUCGACCUGCUCAAGUGAUGCGCCUACCAAGACGGGCAUGAUUGAGGAUGUACUCUAUUUCAAAGACGCAUCUCCUCGCCACCGCCGCCGUCCUGUCCCUAAUCAUCACCACAUUCCUGGUCUUCAGCACGCAGUACUCCACCUCGGUAGCCAAGUAUGCGCUGAAGACGUCUCUGAAGCCGGGGUAUUGUCCCCACGUGGAAUGGAAUAAUAGUAGCGACUGGGAAUUCCACGUCGAGCGCGACGGCAACAACUACGGGCUAACAGCGCAGCAAUGCCGCGCGGCCUUCCCCAAGCUCUUCGUGGAGAUCGACAAGUCGACGGCCACGCGCAAAGACAACCCGAUCACGUUUGACGAGCUGGAUAAGAUCCCGGUCAGUGACGGAAUGGUGCGGGGGAUCAUUGACAAUGGACAGCUCUACAUCCUCGACUACGCCCCCCAACCCGCAACCUUCACGCGCGCCAAAGCAACGCUCCACGCCCUGCACCGGGCUCUGAGCGCCUCACCGUCCCAGCUCCCCUCCUUAGAAUUUAUCCUCACAACCGAAGACUUCCACACCCCGUCGCCGGAUGACCCCACCCCACUAAUAUGGAGCUACACGAAACAACCCGAAGACAGAAAUACCUGGCUAAUGCCGGACUUCGGCUACUGGUCGUGGCCAGAAGUGCACGCAGGGCCCUACAGCUCCGUACGCGCACGCCUGCGCACCAUCGACGAAGGCAGCCCGCAAACCUCAACGCCCGCGCUCCCCUUCCAGUCCAAACGCAAACAACUCCUCUGGCGCGGCGCCACAGCGCCCAACCCUAGCAUCCGGGGCACCCUGCUGAAAGCCACGCAGGGGAAAAGCUGGGCCAGCGUGCGCGUGCUCGACUGGGACAAUCCCGACGGGCACUUUCUCCCGCUCGAAGACCACUGCCGGUACAUGUUCCUCGCGCACACCGAGGGGCGCAGCUUCUCAGGCCGCGGGAAGUACCUGUUGAACUGCAAGUCCGUGGUGGUCUCGCACCCGUUACGCUGGGUCGAGGCGCACCAUGCUGCGCUGGUGGCGGCGCCGCAUCCGGAGGCGAACUAUGUGCAGGUUGCGGACGGGUGGGCGGACUUGGAGGAGAAGAUGCGCUGGUUGAUUGAUCAUCCGGUUGAGGCGGAGAGGAUUGCCGUGAAUGCGGUGGCGGUGUUUCGCGAUCGGUACUUGACGCCUGCGGCUGAGGCGUGUUAUUGGCGGGAGUUGGUUACCGGGUUUGCCUCGGUGCUGGCGUUUGAGCCUGUUGUCUUGGGGCGCCCGGGGGUGUUGUUUGAGGAUUGGGUUUUGGGGGUUUAG
Aspergillus homomorphus CBS 101889 is the source of this 1332-nucleotide messenger RNA. RefSeq names its product DUF821 domain protein. The coding region runs from base 61 to 1332 and encodes 423 amino acids. The record is from RefSeq and is a predicted model, not a curated record. The transcript has 2 exons. NCBI's taxonomy places the organism in Eukaryota, Fungi, Ascomycota, Eurotiomycetes, Eurotiales, Aspergillaceae.